Messenger RNA from Penicillium expansum, 909 nucleotides. RefSeq names its product putative short-chain dehydrogenase. NCBI's taxonomy places the organism in Eukaryota, Fungi, Ascomycota, Eurotiomycetes, Eurotiales, Aspergillaceae. The transcript has a single exon. The coding region runs from base 1 to 909 and encodes 302 amino acids. The record is from RefSeq and is a predicted model, not a curated record.
AUGAGUGGAUUAUACGGCCUACUCUUCACCAAAUUGACCUUACCGUCCCCCUCAACCAUCCAGGGCAAGACCAUUCUGAUCACCGGUGCUAAUACCGGGCUCGGUAAGGAGGCCGCUAGGCAUGCACUCUCCUUGGGAGCUGGCACAAUCAUUAUGGGUGUUCGCACUCAGAGCAAAGGCAAAGAGGCCAAAGCGGAUAUCGAGGCGAGUACCAGUUCUACCAAGAAUAAGGUUCUAGUAUGGCCUCUCGACCUUGAAUCAUUUGCCAGCGUCCAAACAUUUGCAGCCAGGGUUCACAAAUAUGUGGUGACGGACGGGGGACGGUUAGACAUAGCCAUUAUGAACGCUGGGAUUGCAUCGGUCGAAUACGCUGUUACCAGGGAUGGAUGGGAGAGGGGAAUUCAGGUGAAUGUGUUGUCGACUGCACUGCUUAGCCUACAACUGCUACCGCUAUUGCUGCAAACAAAGGAGCGAGAUCCCUCAGCGCAACCGCAUUUAGCGAUCCUCACGAGCGACAUUCACAAGUCAAUCAAAUUCCCCGAAAGAUACGCGGAGCAUAUUCUUUCUGUCUUGAACGAAGAGCAACAGUGGAAGAAAUCACAAGCUACAGGCGGAUCUACUGAGCGCUACGGGGUUACCAAGCUGAUGGAUAUUUUUAUCACUAUGGAAUUGGCUAAACUAGUGCCUCGUGACGCGUAUGGAGAGCCGCUGGUGGUCGUGAAUGGUGUGACACCCGGAUUUUGCAAAUCAGAUCUCCUCACCAGGGAGAAGGCACCUUGGAUCCUGAAACUGGUCCAGGCCUUGGUUGCCAGAACGGUGGAGGAAGGCAGCAAAACCUUGUUGCAUGCAGUAGCGCAGGGGUCGGAGACUCACGGAAAGUGGUUGGAAAACCAGGUAAUCACAGAGUAA